AUGUCUGACUCUCUGCUGCCCGCGUGUGUCCUCUGUCUGCUGGCGCUCUCUGCGCUCUCAUCCGCCUGCUACAUCCAGAACUGCCCUCGAGGAGGCAAGAGAUCCCAGCCAGAGCCCGUCAGACAGUGUCCGGCGUGUGGUCCGGGGAAUCAGGGCCGUUGUUUGGGCCCCAGUAUCUGCUGUGGGGUCGGUCUGGGUUGUCUCCUCGGGUCUCCAGAGACGCUGAGCUGCAUGGAGGAGAAUCUGCAGCCGGGCCCCUGUGAGACGGGCGGGAGGUCCUGCGGGGCCCGGGGCCGAUGCGCAGCUCCAGGUGUCUGCUGCGACUCAGAGAGCUGUGUUCUGGAUCCAGAUUGCUCUGAAGACGAGGGAUCUCAUCAGUCUGAAGACGGCGUGGCUCUGAAGGGUGUUUCUGGAGAAAUGCUGCUGCGUUUGCUCAGUCUGGCCACUCGGAGACCAAGACCCUUCUGAUGCGAUCCG
Messenger RNA from Onychostoma macrolepis, 477 nucleotides. RefSeq names its product arginine vasopressin (gene avp). The transcript is spliced from 3 exons. Gene Ontology annotation, molecular function: neurohypophyseal hormone activity. NCBI's taxonomy places the organism in Eukaryota, Metazoa, Chordata, Actinopteri, Cypriniformes, Cyprinidae. The record is from RefSeq and is a predicted model, not a curated record. Bases 1 to 468 code for a protein of 155 amino acids. Gene Ontology annotation, cellular component: extracellular region; secretory granule.